Coccidioides posadasii C735 delta SOWgp is the source of this 741-nucleotide messenger RNA. The record is from RefSeq and is a predicted model, not a curated record. NCBI's taxonomy places the organism in Eukaryota, Fungi, Ascomycota, Eurotiomycetes, Onygenales, Onygenaceae.
AUGGCGAACCAACUUCCCUUUCCAUCUUUCACUAGGGUAUGGCAUAACAAAAUCUAUCCAACCAUCGACCCGAGCCAGAAUCCGUCCAUCGCAGCUAUAGGAAAGAAAGUGGUCAUAUCCGGAGGAGGAUCGGGGAUCGGUCCUCAUAUUGUCAAGGCUUUCGCCGCGGCGGGGGCCCUCCGAAUUGAGGAGGUCAAGAGGGAAUUUCCUGGCACUGAGGUCGACGUGCUGGUGGCUGAUAUCGCCGAUGAACCCUCUGUGUGCAAACUAGCAGCCGAUAUCAAACGGUUACAUGGGACUUGGGAUGUUUUCGUAUCGAAUGCGGGGUAUUCACCCGAGCUGUUAAGUGUCACGGACUCAAUAACCAGUGAAUGGUUCAAAGCUUUCGACGUCAACGUCAAAGGCAAUUUCUUUCUGGUACGCGAGGUCGCCCCCUUUGCAGCUGCCACCGGAGCUGUCUUCGUGCACGUCUCCAGCGGUGCUUGUCACGCUCUUCCUAGGCCCGGCCACUCCGCAUAUUGUGCCGCCAAAUUGGCCAGUACGAAGAUAAUGGAGCAUUUUCAAAGAGAAUGUUCCCCUAUACGUUUUACCAGCAUUCAUCCAGGUAUCAUUCCGACAGAGAUGGCCAACACGCUUUUCAAACAAGUCUUCCGGCGGCCUUCGCAGUCUGGGUUGCGAGCAGCGAAGCGGAUUUUGCCAGGGGCCGGAUGCUGUGGUGCAACAGGGACGUUGGAGAGUUGA